UUCCCUGUACAUUUGAGAGCUGCAUUACAACGGACGUUGUUCUUUCUCUGCUAACUCUUUGGAGUAACAUCUAUAAAUCCAUCAUUUUCAAAGGAGAACUGAGCACCAGGAUUUUGGGGACAUUAAUUACAGGCCCCCAACAAAAAAAUAGAUUCUCUGAGAACAUCUCAACAAGAGCAGCUUCAAAGUAGAGUGUUUCUCUAAUUGGGAAAGGAGGACCUGACAAACAACAUUUCCUGAACCCCUGCCUGUGCCCUCCACCAGCUGCCAAAAAUGGGGAAUGCCAAAAGCAGUGCUAUGUCCAAAGAGAUCCUGGAGGAUCUCAAACUCACCACCAAAUUCUCAGAGGAUGAACUGGCACAGUGGUACGAGAACUUCCAGAAGCAGUGUCCGUCUGGCCGUAUCACACCAGAUGAAUUUAAAAAGAUCUACGAACGUUUUUUCCCAGAAAGUGACGCCGCAUCAUAUGCCACGCAUGUCUUCCGCUCCUUUGACACGAAUGAUGAUGGAACAUUGGAUUUCAAGGAAUACAUCAUCGCUCUACAUAUGACAUCAACUGGAAAGACGGAGCGGAAGCUGGAGUGGGCCUUUUCACUCUUCGAUGUUGACAAGAACGGCUACAUCACCAAGUCAGAAGUGAGAGAAAUCUGCCAGGCUAUCUUUAAGCUGAUCCCUAAAGAGGCCCAAGAGGAUCUUCCAGCAGACGCGAACACUGCUGAGAAGAGAGCAGACAAACUGUGGUCGUACUUCAAUAAAAAAGAAAAUGAGCGAUUGGCUGAGGGCGAGUUUAUUCAAGGUAUUCUUGACAAUGAAGACGCUAUCCACCUUAUUCAAUAUGAGCCCAAAAAGUAACAAUAAAACGAGAACAAUAACACUGUAUUUUUAUUGUCAUGUGGUUUCCUU
Molecule: messenger RNA, 903 nt
Organism: Rhinichthys klamathensis goyatoka
Lineage: Eukaryota; Metazoa; Chordata; Actinopteri; Cypriniformes; Leuciscidae
Gene: rcvrn2
Product: recoverin 2
Exons: 3
Coding region: 274-852 (192 amino acids)
Molecular function (GO): calcium ion binding
Source: RefSeq, a predicted model, not a curated record